This is a messenger RNA of Betta splendens (Siamese fighting fish), 7917 nucleotides long. Its product is annotated as junctional cadherin 5-associated protein. The transcript is spliced from 4 exons. Bases 516 to 4787 code for a protein of 1423 amino acids. NCBI's taxonomy places the organism in Eukaryota, Metazoa, Chordata, Actinopteri, Anabantiformes, Osphronemidae. The record is from RefSeq and is a predicted model, not a curated record. Gene Ontology annotation, cellular component: adherens junction; ruffle membrane. Gene Ontology annotation, biological process: positive regulation of blood vessel endothelial cell proliferation involved in sprouting angiogenesis.
GUGAAAACCAGGUGAUUAACGCAGCAAUUUGUAGAAGCUGUGUUGCGGCUGUGUGUGUUUGGCUGAGAUUUAAGCCCGAGCAGCUGCAAACGCCCCCACCUGCCUCCACUUAUCAUUCAAGUCAAUAGGCCAGAUUGACUGGAGAAAAGGACUGUUGCUAUGAAAGGAAAAAACGCUAAGUUAGAAGACACAGUUUGGGAGAAACCAUUCUGACAUCCCUCUCUGCGCGUGAGGAGCCCACCCCACCUCAUCUGUAGUGAGGAGAGCCCAGUCCAGGCAGCCAGCAACCAGCGCGUCUCUGCCUACCAAUAGGCAUGCUCGGCUCAGGCUCUGUGCAGUGCUCUCAGUCUCAGCAGCCGAAGCUGGGCGCAGGGGAAACUGCGACUGCCGCGCCAAGCAUCUUCCCAGUGAUGGCCUCUGCUAAGCAUCCGUGCUCCAGCUUCCACCAGCAGCACUGCGCAUAAGGCAACACACCCACCUUUGCCCUCCUGCCCAGAAGUGAGAGAGACACCACCAUGUACAGCGUGGAGGACCUCCUCAUUUCGCAUGGAUAUAAAUUGCCCAAGAGCGGCCCUCCACCUGCCACGCCUUAUGACAAGCGCCCUGCCGACUGCCAGCGUGAACUUGUGGAUAACAGGACUGGCCGGGGGACACUAAACGGGUAUGAGGCAGACCGGGGGGCAUCUAUCACAGGCAUCUAUGGCACCAGGCAGGCACUGGUAAAGGGUUACCCCACCACAGACCACGAGAGCGGGGAAAGGAACCAAAGGAGAAAAGAAGCCGGUAUUGGUAUCCUAGGUGAUGCUCAGCCCUUGGGUGAUUCUCUUGCCACAGAUAGUGGGUUCUACGAUGUUCCUAGCUUGACUUUUUCAGAGCCACUGAGCCAUGAUGAAAGAGAUAUUUCCUACUGGAGGAGGCGAGGCCAGGACUUUAGCAUCCUCCUGGACUAUGCUGAUGGCAGGGAACUGAGGGCCUCCGCUGGUGCAUGGAGGCCACAAGCCCUGAUUGCAGCAGGAGAACAUAGAGCUGAGAGGCAAGCACAGCAGCUAUGGGAAGACAUUUCCUGGUUAAGGGAUCCAGAUGCAGGUCCUGGUCAGCUUAGGGUAACAGGGGAGAGGAAGUGCCAAAGCCUUGGUACAGAGGAGUGGAGGCCUGCUGUGGGCCUCGGAAGGCAACUGUCAGAUGGGGAUGGGGAUAGGUGGGCUCAGGAACAGUAUCGCUUAAGAACACCUGAGGGUUUUUUUCACCCUAGAACUAAAGCUAAGUCUCAGUCUCUGCCCAGAGUUCUGUCACCUGAUGGACUUGACAGUAGAGAGCUCAUUUUAUCUAGGCCUAGCUUACCGGAUAGACAACAAAGGCUGAACAGCACCGUAUUCUCCGGGCCCUAUAGUAGGUAUAUUUAUAGUGGUGCUUUUGGUAGGGACCGGUGGGGUAGGAACGCUGGGCCAAACAGCCACGUUGCACUUUUACCGAAGCCCAGGUUUAGCAGGCCUUUAAAGCCUCCGUCAUACGAGAUUCACCAGCAGACUAGGGGUAGCGCAGAAAUGCUUGCUAUAGAUCAGGGUGCCAAACAAAAAGACAGGUCUAUCUAUUAUCCGAGGGGUGGGGAGCUGAGACAUGACUACUACGCACAACACUCUGUCCUCUCUGGAAUGGAGCCCCCAGGCUACAUCCCACCCCCUUCUUAUAAAAGAGUCCUACCACCAAGAGCGGUUUCAAUGACCCACAGUGAAAUAGCAAGCCUGAGAUGGAGGGCAGAAACGCUGCAAAUGCACAGCUCAGACCCUGGAAGGUGGCUUUCCAGACAGCCAAGUGGGUCAUGGCUGGAACAUUAUGGAGAUCGUGCUGCAUCCUACCGAAAACAGGUACAGUCUGGACAAGAAGAACAACCAAGUCAACCCCGUCAAUUACCCACUGAAGAACCCAGAGUGAAGCAAAUCUCAGGAGGGCCCAGCGGAAAUUCUCUUACUGACUCAGACAAGCUCCGUAACAUCAACAAAGAGAUUCCAGCCGCUAAGAUUUUAGGACAAUCUACACAUGAUAGUGCCUUUCUUACCCAGCAGGGGCCUGCUCUUAAUACUGAAAGCCGCAAAACAGCUCUCAAUGACAACGAAAGCAGUAAUCGAUGGUGCAACAGGGGAUUAAAUAAAAAAAGUGACAUUAUAGGUCCUGAACAAAACCGUAGUCAGUUUUUUCCUUCAUCUAUUUUGGGUAAACCUCCACCUCCACCAUGUAAGCCGGCUGACCAGAAUGUCUCUGAAACCGUGACCGAGGUGAAAAAGGUGGAACAACCUGAAUUACCAGAGAAAGAAAAAGAGAAGGAGAAAGAGAAAGACAAAUCCAAGAAUCUAAAGAAGAGACUUAGUGAGACAAUAUUUUGUUUGGUAUCUGUCCCUGUUACUCCGCAGCUCACUGGGACAAUCCGUGAUCAGAAUAACAACAAUGAGAAGUCACCAGAUCCAGUGGGCAGUCCAAGUGAUAACAAAACUGGCCAUUUAACAAACCAAAGUCUCCAAAGCACAUCUUCAGCUGAGGCUGAGCUGCAAGCACUAACUGGUAGCAUAGCGAGCAGCAAAACAAGCAGUAGAGCUAGCAGCAAAAUGUUUAAAAAAUUACCCUGUAGACCCCCUAAAAUAAAUCAUUACAAGGAGCUUAAACUGUCAGGAUCCUGGCCUGCAAACCAGUAUCGAGACCAGGAGACACAAACCACCCCAGAGGCCCGAAAACCUGCCUCUGAAAACAAGGAAGCACAACAAGAUCCCGUACCUUCUGGCACUGGCGUCCCUCCUGACAGCAGUGGUGUAGUGGGCACUGCCUUCAGUUUUCCUAUAAAGGGAGUGAAGAGCCUGAAACUGUCAAGCAACAGCGCUUUCUCUCUGACCGCCACCUUCUCUAACCAGCUGAACAAGAGCACAGCUCAGCAGCCAGCAGUAACACCCUCAGGAAAUGUGGAGGAGACCAAACCAGCAGCAAAUAGUGGGCAGGAAUUUGAACAGUUCUUGGUCAAACCGGCCAGCCAGCGACCAUGGGAUGCUGUCAAAGAGCUGGAGAGCAUCAAAAAAGAAGUCCAGGAUCAACAGCAGCAGCAGAGCAGCAAACAGCCCAGUGUUGACAAGUGCAUAGAAGAUCUUAAUGAGGCCUACAAAGACAUUCUUGAGCUAGGCACUGCCAGCAACAAAGUCCCAAAUGGCUCUGUUCAAAUCCCUGAACGUAUCAAAAUCCGACUGGCAUCAGAACCUCUCAACAAGCCCAGCAGCCUCAGGCGCAGUGCAGUAAGCUGGUCUGUUGACCCAGAAUACAGGGAAGUUAAGAGUGCUUUCUCCAGGCCUGCGACAAAAUCUGUAACUUUCAGCAAGCAGCUUAGAGAGGAGCUCCCCGUCCCACCUCGGGAGACAGGAUUCAGAGAAUACAGGGUUGUUGCGCAUCUUUCGCGCAGACGGAGCAAUGAUGGCAGGACAAUUAAACUAGACCUGCCAGAUGAACCUAUCGAGACUCCACUAUGUGACUUCAGUCCAACAACAAACACCGCAGCAGCAGAGGUGCCGUGGGCAGAUAGACAGCCUAUGCAGGAUGCCUCCACUCUCACUAGUCCUCCUGAUUAUGAGGACAUAUGCCAGGCUUUACGGCAAUCUAGAGACCCGGCAGAUGUCAAUAAAGCAACCACAGGCAGUUCCAAACCUAAUGAUUCAGAGCCUUUUCAAGAUCCCAACGUUGAUUCAGAGGACGAGUGCCCUAUUUGUAAAAGAGAGCUUGAGAAUCAGAUGAGACAGGGUCCGUUACCUCCACUUCACGAGGAGAACAGUUCGGACAGCUCAACCAAUCAAAAUGGCAGUCCAGAACAAUGUGCUGCAUUAGAAAGCCCAGCAGAAGGUACAAAGACAGAGGAUCCUAAUGACUCUAGUUUGAAUCAGCCAGGUUCUGACCUGGGUGCUGAGUCGAAGGAGCAGCAUUCAAUGACAGGGGAAGAUGUGGGUGGGGGUGAAAGAAGAGAGGAUGCUCAAGCAGAAAUCUUGAACAAUGUUUGUGCAGUAAAUGCUGAUGAUGGCCAACCAGCGACUGGUGUGACAGAAGACAGUGCAUCCACAACAUUAGCAACUGACGUGUCUGCAGCCCCCCAAAUCUCAGAGAAACCAAGUGAUAGUGAAAACAUAUCUGAUGAAACAGAAUUAGCAAAGAAAGAAAUCGUUACAGGAGAAACAUCUGAAGGCAGUGUAGACAAGGUGACAGCUGAAGUCAAACAGGUAGGUGAGGUACAGGACAGUUCAAUGUCUCACGACGACAAGCAAGAGCAAGAGAAGAAGCCAUUUACUGUCCCAGAGCAUAGACUCGGUCUACGGACUCAUCUGGGGAGAGACCACCCAGGGUUGCCAGAGUUUCCUCCAGACAGACUGCCACUUUCAGUCCCCCCACACCUAGACCGCAGGCUGUCUCUAAGCCUGGAGGGGGAGAGGAGGAGCAGAGGCGCCUCCAAUCGAAUUGAAGCAUUGCAGAACAAGCUGGCUAUUUCUCCAGGUCGGGUGGCAGUUGAGCGCAUGUCCCGGAUGAGGGAUGUGGAUAUUAUGUAUCGCGUGAGGCGCCUCAGCAUAAGAAGUACAGACUCUGGGGAGGCAGAGGGGGAGGGCAAAGACGAACAGGAGGAUGAUCCUCAGCCUUCUACUCAAAAAGACGAGGAGAAAGAUCAAGAGGUCACCAAUGCACAGCAGGUCUCUGAAAAUGCAGUGUUGCGAGAUGAGGAUGCGCCAUCACUUUCAGAAUCCCAUGAUCCCAGCCCAGUGGAGACAGUGUAGAAAAACUACGUCCAUCAUCUCUCUCUGAGUUUUUUAGCUCUAACACUGUGACCUGGCUGCCUACUAGAAUGCCUUCAUCUCAUCUUGACACUGAAAUGGCCUUCUUGUCCGACAAGAGCAUUGUGUACACCCUCACCCUCUGCGCUGCGUUGACUACUAAGAGUGCUGUUCCACUGCCAAAGGGAGGUGUCCCUUUAACUGAAGGGGGCAACUUCCACCCCAAAUCCCUCCCCGGCCCCAAACUGACUUCUCCCUACCCCAUCUGUCCUCCAUCCCGAAGCCCAUCCUCUUAUAGCGUUUCUAAUAGUUAGUCUUCUUGUAGCGGCUUGUCCUUUCUAUUCUAUCUUCCCUAUGCUUUUCUCAUUGGCAGACAUUAUGCAAUUCUGUCAUGCAUAUUAGAACUUCUAAAAUAUCCAUAGUCCGUACAGUUUUUUGCAUUCUGAACAAAUCCGUUUGUUUACGGGCAAGCUAUUAAGGAUAUGAAUGUAAGCGUUUAUGUUUAACCUAACGUAGACAUAGAAGGGUUACUGUCACAGACCUGUUCUGUUGCAUUUAAACUACACCAAAAUAAACUGCAUAUGUGACUGUCAUGGUGAGGUGACAGCUGUUUUAGAACUGGACAUCACUGUCUCUGGCUCAAGAACUGUUUUGAUUUUCAGAUGAGAUAAAUCAGCCUUGCUUUUUUUAGAUUUUGAUGACAUUGUGCCCUCUCUCAUCGCUUUUGUACACACUGCAAGCGUAACCCAUUGAGCUCUUCAAUGAAGAGUGACUCUAUACCACAAGACAUGAUAGAUCAGUGACCUAUUAUAUAAACAUUCUACAUUGGUUCUACUGGAGAGGGAGAAUUGCCUUCUUCAACCAGACCUGUUUCCUGGUUGGACCAGGUGAAGUCGAGGCUUGGUUCCCUGGUCAAUCUGAUGUAUAGCUCCCAUUUCCAGGUAAUUUCAGGAAGCAAUAAAGGCACCGACUGAGUUGAAGUGGGGGUGAUGGUCAGCAACUUUGAUAAAAUGAAAGACAGAUAAAGGAAUAUAGAAUUUAAAAAAAAAGAUACGUAGAGCAAUAUUGUUGUACAAACAGCUCAGUGGUGUAGUGGAGCUACCUGUAGGAACCAUUGUCAGGAGUUUUAAUGAACAUGUCAUUCAAAUCAUAUUACAGGGAUAUGGAAUUGUGUCAGGGUAUAUGGGCGCUUUACUUCAUGAUCAUACACCUGUAUCGCAAAGAGACAUUUCACUGAAUAUUUAUUUUUGUUAUCAUCAAAUUGUUAAUCGGUUUGCAUAAUGCACAAAAUAAAGUAUAUUUUAAAUAUUUUAAGAGAUAUUUUGUAUUUAACCAUAAAAUUUUAUUUCUUCGCGCCUAUAUCAAGCUGAAUUAUGUUAUGUCUGUAUAGUAACAUAUUGAGACUAAACAUAAUUUUCUAGUGCUUUAAAAUCUAAGGGAGUGAUAGCGCAGGAAGGGAUGACCCUGUGGUGUGCCUUGACCACACGGUUCGGUUCCAGUGAGCGAUAGGGUUCAUCACUGCGAGUGUUGAUGUGAGGGAAACGUUUUGAUUGUGCCAUGAUUUCAUAUUUGAUAGUGCUUUUCAUUACGCUAACAGUCAGUCAGUGUUGGACGCUCCUUGUGAUAUUUGAUACAUAAAUCCAUCUCAGCUGUAUUUUUCACGUCGGUGAUCAGACAUUAUCUGUGUCUACGUUUUUAUUUUGUAUGUCUUCCAAUUAAAAUUAUGUAUUGAUCUGUUGUUGAGUCUCGAGUUUAGGAAUAAAACCAGUUUUUUUCUUCCUUAUAUUCUACUUUUCUCUCCUACUAAUUCUCUACUUUCGUUCUUUGUUUGUUUCAUUGUGCAGCGUGAUCAUUUUGUGUGUAUUGUCCUGCUGUCACUAAUACUCACUGCACUACAGGACCUGAUGCAGUAUGUUAUUACUGGCUAGAAACCACAUAUUUGCAAAAGUAACAUUUUUUUAACUACAGGGUUUUAAUAAAUUUUAAAAUGAUAACUCAAAAUAUAACGUGUAAUGAUACCAAUUAUACUUUGUGAGGAAAAAGCAGUUUGCAUUUAUGUGGGUUUUUAAAAACAGCAACAUUGAACCAGUGUAACUUAACUGCUCUGUAGAAAUCCAUCACUCCAUUCAUCAUGUGUCACCUAAUCGUUAUGUAGCAUUUUGCAGUUGUAGCAUUUUAUCAACUCAGAACUUUGUCUUAGGAUUUCAAACAUUACUUCACUUGUAAAUUCGAAACAAUCAUGUCGCCUUAUUCUAUGUGCAUUACAUUAUACUCCAGGCAAUGCCAAAUAUCAACGUACUAAGCACUGUUUCACACCUUAGGUUUCUACAAACAACUUACUGUUCUGACAUCCCUCUGGCUGGAGAGGUACAGUAGCAUUGUGGAUAGUUUCUGCUCUUCAUGCUGUUUAUCUGUAGGAACAUUGAGUCAAAACUGUGAAUUUCAAAUGUUAUUUAAAAAAAGCUUAAUUAUAAAACUGUACAGGACGAGAUUCAGUGUUUUGAACAAAAGCUCCUAGUCAGCAUCACAGGGAGGACAAGCUGGCACGCCCAUAAUUACUAACAUCUCAUUUUCAAUUCAUUUUGAAGACUGAAAGGCCUUCGCUUCAGUCUUGUGUGUAAACUGCCCCUAACAACAUUUAAGAAGCUAUUUCAGUACAUACGCCCCCAAAUAAUUGGCAUGUCGGGUACACUUGAACAUAGUGUCAUGUGACUUUUUGUACUGCAGGUUAUGUGCAACAUGAAGUAAUUAUGCACACUUGUAAUAUUUUCUAUUUUCAUAUGAGAUUUAAGUGCUUUUUGUACUCACUGACAUCUUUUUUUCUUCCUUGCAUGGAAUGCAAGAGAGAGGAGGAAAAAAAAUGUUUUUCAUAAAGUAUAUUUGCAUUUGGUACUCCAAUAGUAAAACCAGUGGGCAAAACAUUAUGUUUCAUAAUUUAAUUUAUAAAACUAUGCCAAGUAUUUAAAAGCUAUUUUUAGAGUAAAUCAAAAGAGAACUCAUUCAUUUUUUCUUCUUUCUUUAACACAUGCCUUUAUCUUUGUAUCUAUAAAUAUGAGCAUAAUCCAUAGUCAUAUGAUUGUGCUACUGUUGUAUGAUACUGCAGUCUGAUUCAUAAAUAAACUCUUUGCAUGAA